Adineta steineri is the source of this 681-nucleotide messenger RNA. The record is from the annotation of a GenBank genome assembly. Lineage: Eukaryota; Metazoa; Rotifera; Eurotatoria; Adinetida; Adinetidae.
AUGGCGGAGGACAACAUUUCUCAUUAUCGCUCAUCAUUACGCAACAGUCGUCUAUCACAACUCAUUUCUAAACCUAGAGAUGUUAAAAAACCACAUGGAUCAGGUCCGUUGGAAUCGACAACUGAAUUAGGUUAUCUUGAUUCAUCUCGAAUUUAUGUUGAUGGUCAAUACUCGGGAUUGGGUUCAGAACUAAUCUGUUCGAUUUGUCACAAUGUUUUGUGGAAGCCAGUAGCUUGCUCUACUUGUGAAAAUGCUUUUUGUGUUAAAUGCAUUCGAUCAUGGACUGAUAAACAGAUUGAUUAUCGUGCCACAUGUCCAUUCAAUUGUGUAUUCAAAGAAAAACGAGUUCCACCUAUUCUGAAUAGUUUAUUGUCCAAACUUCAAUUUUAUUGUGCUUAUGCUUCGAAUGGUUGUGAACAAUUACUUCCAUAUGAUGCUCUAGAAAAACACGAAGAAACAUGUUCAUAUGAACGAAUACCAUGUGGAAUUUGUGAAAAACCUAUAUCAAAUCGAGAUCCAAACAAUAAACAUGAACUUCGCGAAUGCUUUAAAGACAUGCAUGAUAGAAGUCCUCAACAAAUUCAGGCACAAUUUAUGAAGUUAUUGGAUGUUAUCGAAGCUAGUCAACGGCGCAUUGAAGCACUUGAAAAACUAGUGAGCAUUCCCAAACAAAGAAAAUAA